AUGGUUUCGGAAAGUGUUUCAUAUUAUGAUGAUACUCAAAAAGGAAGGGAGAGAUAUGAUCGCAAGUUACAAGUUGAAUCUGGUAUAUUUUAUGAUGAUAAGUCACUUUUAUCCGAAACUCGUGAUAAUCUCGAAUUCAUACAAAAACAUCGCGAAAAAUAUUCAGAUUUUGAUAGCGUUUCACAUCUAGAAUUUCAAGCGAAAAAAGGGCAGCGAUAUGGAAUAAAUUCACAACACUGGAAUAACGUUGACAUGCAUAAAUUUGAAACGAUCUCUCAUGGAGAAUAUUCUUAUAAGAAAGGUGAAGCCGUGGUUUCGAAAGAUUCUAAUACUGUUUAUGGUCAUGAUGUAUCGCAGACAAAUAUAGAUUUUGUUCCUCAAAAAGAUGGGUCUGAUAUUCCGAUUCGGGACAAUAAAGAUUUUUGGAAGAAUGAAGGAAUUUUCGAUGUCGAUACGGUUACACAUCUGAAGUAUACUGUAAAAAAUAAUGAAAAAUUCGAUCCGACGAGGCCACAGAACGUUGUUUAUGAUGAUGAUACAUUUCAAUCUGAAUCACGAAUGGCCGAUGAAUUUACGACCAAAAAAAGUGAAGGGUCUGAAAGGGAUAAUGAGGAAUUUUGUAAGAAGGAAAGAAUUCAUGAGGAAAACAUGUUGACACAUCUGAAAUAUUCUGCGAAAAAAGAUGAUGAAUUCGACAGUUUGAAACCACAAGACUUAGACAUCCUUUAUGGUGAUAGCACAUUUCAAUCUGAAUCUCAAACAGCUAAUGAAUUCACAUUUAAAAAAGGUGAAAGAGCUGAAGUUAUUAUUCGGAAUAAAGAAGAUUUCUGGAAGAAAAAAGAGGCUCUUGAUGCGAGUACAGUGACACAUCUUGAAUACUCUCCAAAGAAGAGUAGCAAAUUCGAUAUCUUGAGGCCACAAGACUCUAGCAUUCUUUAUGGCGACGGCAAAUUUCGGUCUGAAUCACAAACAGCUGCUGAAUUUACGCAUAAAAAAGGUGAAAGAGCUAAUGUUAUUAUUCGGAAUAAUGAAGAAUUUUGGAAGAAAGAAGGUAUUAUGGUUGCCGAUACAGUUACGCACCAAGAUUUUUCUCUUAAAACUAGUGAAAAUUACGACAGAGUGCGACCAAAAGAUUCUGUCAUUCUUCAUUGUGACGACUCAUUUCAAUCUGAAUCGAAAAUCAUUCCUGAAUUCACGCUCAACAAAGUUGAAAGAGCAGAUAUCCAAAACAAUAAAGAAUUUCAGCAUAUAGUUAAAAAUGUUGUUCAUAAUAAUGGCAAAUAUGAAAGAAAAACGGAAAGUCACGAGGAUUUCGCAGUAAAAAUCAGCGACACGCAUAAAACAGAUGUUAACGUACAGCGGAAUGAUGGUUCCAAUAUAUUUAGUGGAGUUGGAUCAACGGCGAUCAAUUCUCAUGCUAUCACUGAAUUCAAAAAAAACAGAGAAAAGAGAGCCGCGGUGCAAAAAAAUUCUGAAUUUUGGAAGAAUGAUAGUCCAUUCGAUGGGCAAAGUACAGUUCAGUCUGAUUUCACAGUAAAAAAAGGAGAAUGUUACAGUAUUGUGAAGCCAAAAGAUUCAAACAUUCUUCACACCACUGCGCCAUUUCCCGUAGAGACCAGUAAUAGAGUACAGUUCACUCCAAAGAUAAUAGAACGAUCUGGUUCCGUGCGACCUAAGGAUUCAGAUAUUUGGCAGGUUGAUUUUUUAUACAUUCGAUUGCUUUCGUCGUUUUUUAUCAGAAUUAUUUUAUGA
Dracunculus medinensis (Guinea worm) is the source of this 1752-nucleotide messenger RNA. The record is from the annotation of a GenBank genome assembly. NCBI's taxonomy places the organism in Eukaryota, Metazoa, Nematoda, Chromadorea, Rhabditida, Dracunculidae.